Molecule: messenger RNA, 957 nt
Organism: Nannospalax galili (Upper Galilee mountains blind mole rat)
Lineage: Eukaryota; Metazoa; Chordata; Mammalia; Rodentia; Spalacidae
Product: olfactory receptor 14J1-like
Exons: 1
Coding region: 1-957 (318 amino acids)
Biological process (GO): G protein-coupled receptor signaling pathway
Cellular component (GO): membrane
Molecular function (GO): olfactory receptor activity; G protein-coupled receptor activity
Source: RefSeq, a predicted model, not a curated record
AUGACAAACAUAACCACACCAAGUGGCUUCCUCCUCCUGGGGUUCUCUGACAACCGGGAACUGCAGAUCCUGCAUGCCUUGUUCUUCUUGGUGAUGUACCUGUUGGGCUUGGCAGGUAACUUCAUCAUUAUUGUCAGCACAACCCUGGACCCGCAGCUCCAGUCUCCAAUGUAUUACUUCCUAAAACACCUUUCCCUUCUCGACCUCUCCUCCCUGUCUGUCACUGUCCCCCAGUCUAUUUACAAUUCCCUGACUGGCAGUGGAUACAUUUCCUAUGUGCAGUGUGUGCUGCAAGUUUUCUUCUUCAUAUCCUCGGGCUGGGCUGAGUUCACUAUUCUCACAGUGAUGUCCUAUGACCGCUAUGUAGCCAUCUGCCUCCCACUGCACUAUGAGGUCAUCAUGAGUCUCAGAACAUGCAGGUGGGCUGUGUCAGCUGCAUGGCUAAGUGGAGGCAUUCCAGGAACUUUGUACACAGCUACCACAUUCUCGAUCAGAUUCUGCAGAGCAAAUAAAAUCUACCAGUUCUUCUGUGAUACCCCCCAGUUGCUCAAGCUCUCCUGCUCUAGUGACUACCUGGGAGUAAUUGGAGUGGUUGCCUUCAUUGCUGCUAUGUCAUUUGUCUGCUUCAUUGCCAUCACCCUCUCCUAUGUCCAGAUAUUCUCCACAGUCCUCAGGAUACCCUCUGCUGAAGGUCGGUCUAAGGUCUUCUCUACCUGCCUGCCCCACCUCUUGGUUGUAUCAUGCUUUUUCUUCACAGGAACCUUUGCAUAUCUGAAGCCAACUUCAGACUCUCCAACUGCCUUUGACCUCAUACUCUCUCUGUUUUACACAGUACUUCCCCCAACACUCAACCCUGUUAUCUACAGUCUGAGGAAUGAGGCCAUGAAAACAGCUAUAAGAAAGUUACUGUUUCCUGACAGUUUCCAUGGAGAUAAAUUAGUUUUGCCUUAUUGUUAA